UGCGAUUCUCUCUAAUAUCUCUCUCUUCUAUAUACCAUACACACUCUUCAUUUUCUCGCUUUAAAGUGUUACCAAAAAUGGAGAAAAAAUUCAUAGAACACAAAACUGUUACCAAAAAGCUUGUGAAACCUGGUUUCAUGUCUUCUUCUUUCAUACCAAAAACAAUAAGAGUCACUGUUACUGAUAAUGAUGCCACUGAUUCUUCAAGUGAAGAUGAAGGUUUCAAGAAUGGUUUUGUUCAAAUAACAAGAAAAUCAGUGAAAGAGAUUAGGUUUCAAGAAUGUUCUACUCUUGCUAACAAGAACAACAAAAAGAAACCGGCGGUGUGUACUUCUGGUACCUCUUUGUACGAGACAAAAAACAAGAAUGGUGUUGUUGGUGAAUGUUGUUUGAAACAAGACAAUAAUAAUAAGGAUAAAGAUAUAAAGAAUGUUGUUCAUCAGAAGUUUCGCGGGGUUAGACGUCGGCCGUGGGGGAGAUGGGCGGCCGAGAUUCGGGAUCCUCGUCUUCGAAGGAGAAAAUGGUUAGGUACUUUUGAUACUGCUGAAGAAGCUGCUUUGGUUUAUGAUAGAGCUGCAAUUGAUUAUAGAGGUGCUGAUGCUGUUACAAAUAUUAUCAAACCACCACAAAAACAUCAACAACAACAACAACAACAACAACAGAAAACAUUAUCAAAGAAUGUUUGUAACAAAAAUGUUAAUGUUGUUGAUGUUAAUGAUUGUGUUGAGUCUGAUACUAACAAAGAAGAAUGUAAUGGUAGUUCAUCUUGUUCAUCUGGUAUUGAAAUUUGGAGUGAAAAGAUGAAUGAUCAAGAAUGGAUUAAAGAAAUAAGUGGAGAGAAAUAUUUGGAUUUGGAUGAUGGUUUUAUGUUUGAUGAUUCAUUUGGUUCUUAUAAUGAACCUGUUAUUACUACAAUGGUUUCUAAUGAGAGUGAAUGCAUUAUUGAUAAUAUUCCUUUUCAUCUUGAAGAAGAUUUUGAAUCAUGUAAAUGGGAAGUUGAUAAUUACUUCAAUGAUACUUUGUCAAUGCAUUGA
Trifolium pratense (red clover) is the source of this 1034-nucleotide messenger RNA. Its product is annotated as ethylene-responsive transcription factor CRF6-like. The coding region runs from base 78 to 1034 and encodes 318 amino acids. Gene Ontology annotation, molecular function: DNA binding; DNA-binding transcription factor activity. Lineage: Eukaryota; Viridiplantae; Streptophyta; Magnoliopsida; Fabales; Fabaceae. The record is from RefSeq and is a predicted model, not a curated record. The transcript has a single exon. Gene Ontology annotation, biological process: regulation of DNA-templated transcription.